GGCAGUGCAGUUUGGUGCAGCACUGUGGCACCCGUGCAGUUGGAGCGUUUCUGUUGGCGUGCAUUUUUCUCAGCCGCGACGGUUGUCGGUCGUGAAAUCUCGUAAACAAUCGUACAAACCUGAACGCGAUUUACCGCCGUUUUUCCACGAUCUUUCCCGACGCGAAAGGCCGCGCGGGUGUGUCGUUAGUGUUACACGUGUUCUUUACGUACGCGCAGUGUGUUUCGUGAAGAGAAGAGGCCAGGACACACACGUACGCGGAAUUCUGCGCUCGUGAAAGAGGAAAAGAGAGGAAAAACGACGACGAAGAGGAGGAAGAAGAAGUAGAAGAUGAGCAAGACGUGCGCCCGCUGCGAGAAAACGGUCUACCCGAUCGAGGAGCUCAAGUGCCUCGACAAGAUAUGGCACAAACAGUGCUUCAAGUGUCAGGGUUGCGGAAUGAUCCUGAACAUGCGAACAUACAAGGGGUUCAACAAACAGCCAUACUGUGAGGCACACAUACCAAAGGCGAAAGCGACGACGAUGGCGGAGACGCCGGAGCUGAAGCGUAUCGCCGAGAACACGAAGAUCCAGAGCAACGUGAAAUAUCACGCGGAGUUCGAGAAGGCGAAGGGUAAGUUCACCCAGGUGGCAGACGACCCGGAGACGCUCAGAAUCAAGCAAAACAGCAAGAUCAUCUCGAACGUCGCCUACCACGGCGAGCUCCAGAAGAAGGCGAUCAUGGAGCAGAAAAGGACGAUGACCGGCGAGAACGGCGAACAAAUUGAGUACGUAGAGUACACGGACGGUACGAUCGCGCCAGCAUCUGGUGUAAACGCGAAUCCACCGGCCGCGAGAAGCGCGUGCUCGCCGGUGCAAAGGACACCAGGUAGGAUCGCCGAUUACGAUCCCCUUAGCGAGGCGAGACCGAGCCCUUAUUCCGCCAGACAGGCGGCCACCACUGUGAUUUAUACUAGCGACAAGGGACCAGUGACGAAUCCACCUACCAGAAAAAUCGGCUCUGUGGCAGACAUAGACCCCGUGAACGACUACUAUGGAUCGUUGACGCCAGCCACGAACAACAAUCACGUCCCACAGCAUCAGCCGCCGCCCCCACCACCCACCAAUGUCGGGAGAGUGUACAGAGCGAUGUACGACUACGAGGCGCAGGACCUCGACGAGGUGAGCUUCUGCGACGGGGAUCUGAUCGUCAACUGCACGGCCAUCGACGCAGGCUGGAUGACCGGUCUGGUACAGCGCACAGGCCGACACGGCAUGUUGCCAGCGAACUACGUCGAACCGGCGCAAAUUUAAACCAUCCGAAACCCGUCGCGUCCUCAUAGUCUUCGUUGAUCCCCGCUGCGUCGAUCGGGUGGCCGUCCGGUCGAACGAACGAGGAAAAUGGCGCGGAACCAGCCGGCAACAAGAACGAACACUAACAGGAUUCGGGGCGCUCGAUCGUCGCCGAGGAUGCUCUGAAAAAGGAAGAGAUGUUCGAAUGUAGGAGCGAAAGAAAGACAGUGGCCGGGACCAGCGAACACGGAGAUUCUUUAUUAGCCUGGUAACGGUACUUCCGGUAGCGUCGUAUUCGAUAGAAAUCGUCGAUCUUCCUUUUUCGAAGGGCACGAGGAGCUCGACCGAGAUUCUGGACGCUUCGCGUCACGGAACAGCGACUCCAGUCGAAAAUCGUUCUUCGACGCUCCAUCCUCUCGGAGUGUCUGGCAUCGUGUUUUUGCAUUUAAGUCGUCAACUACGGCCGUAAUUCCAUCGCGUUUGGGACCAAAUUCCGUUCGAAGAUGAACGCGACACAGUGCCUUUCGCUAGCAAUAAUUUCUGUGAAAGAGUCGAUCGAAUCCGAGGCACCUGCAUACACAGGAUGUCACAGGUUUGAAUGGCCAAACUCUGACGGUAUAUUCUAUGGAUGUAAAUAACAGGAAAAUCUUAUAUAAACAUGGGAACAAGCUUUCUUAACCCUUUAUAUUAUUAGACAAUUUUUUAAAUUUAGUUAUCCCGACGUGCAUUUAUUUUUGUUUCAUUUUUAAAUGGUCAGACUUGGGAUACGAACGUAGGACCAUGAAGGAAAUAAAUUUUUCUUUUGGAAGAUUGCUUACAGACACCUAGAAGAUCCUCUAAAGAUAGAAGACUUAUGAAUUAAUAACCUCAAAUUAUGUAUCUGUGUUUUCAUAAUUAAAUUUAUAUUCGAUUCAGUGGUAAACGAGAAUCUCAUUAUUACCUUUGUUCUAAAUGAAUGAAUAAACAUUCUAGUAACCUCAGAUCAUGAUAACCAAAGAUAUUUUGAUGUUAUUCGUUCCUAUGUUUUGUUAGAAAACAAUAUUCCCUUAACGAGACGUUUGCAAGCAUGUUUCCAGAGGAAAAGUUUAUUUGUUUUAUGGUCCUCAAGCUUGAUCAUUUAAAUCAGAAAAACUCGAUACAACUUGCAUAAAAGACCAAUAAUUUAUAUAACACAAGAAAGUAUUACUACAAGUCUUACACUAUAUACAUAUAGGUGAAGGAAUUAAACAAUUAUGACAAAAAUAAAAAAUACAAAGUUUAGUUUAUUUAUGCGAGCUAUAUUUACUAUCUGAGCUUCCGGGAUUAAUUAAAAAAUCAAAAAUGUUUAUCGUACUUGGUAAUACUAGAUUAAUAGCCGUCGAAAAUCGUAUUUAUUACUAUACGGGAUAUCAUUUUUCUUUUGUUUUAUUUGAUUGAAAGCAUUACUCAGUUUUUGAAUCAAUUCAUUACGCGAAUUCUUGUUUCAUUCCUUUUUUUCAAGUUUCAUCACAGAUAAAAGAGUGACGCGAGAUUAAGCGAUCUUAGAGGUUAAUGUAUGGGCUCCGCCAUGACAGUGAUCUAAACACCGUGCAUACUCUUGAUUCGUAAUCAAUGUCCGCAUUUUGGCACGAAGCCUAACAACUUAUACUGAUGAAAGUUGCCUUCAAAAUGUUUGAUAACCUCAAAUAAUAAACACAGCUCUCGUAAACAGGCUAAUAUAAUUAUUGCCUAACUAUUCUUACGUUGUAUCGCAGUGGAUUGUUUUCAAUAUUGUGAAUUUAAUUAAUCUUUAAACAACGUAUGUUUUUAUAACAUGUUUACUUUAUUUGAUCCUGUACAAUAUACUGACAAAGUUUGGCUAUUAAAAUCCUGGGCAGCCUGUAUAUUAUAUACAGGGUGUUGCGCAUUUUUCCGUACACACUUCAACAGUGUGUUCUACAAGUAAAACUAAGACUGAAAUGUUAUACAACAAACAAUUCAGAAAUGAUUUGUUAAGAAAUUAUGACAAAAAUAUGAAAUGUCAUGUUUUUUUAUUAUUUAAACAAACAAAUUUACUAAAACUUUGAAUAAGGAGAGCAACUGCUAGUUGAGGCACGAAAAAAUAUUUUUAACGUAGAAUUAUGUGGAUAACUUAAACACUUUUUUAUCAGAGUUUAGUUUCUAUCAUCUAUCUUGUAUGCUGAAGUAUUCUUUCUUCGAUGAUAACUUUUUAUUGUCAUACAAUUUUUAGCUAUCGUUCAAGUUUAUGUUCAGUAAAUUACAAAGAAACUCACGAUAUCGAAUACUUGCAAAAGAUUGAUUUUAUUUUAUUAUAAAUUUGUUUUCUUAUUUUAAUGUCCUGAAUCAACAACCGAGUUUUACAAUUUAUAUUUUUGUUAUAAUUUUUUAACAAAGCAUUUAUAGAUUUUUUGUUAUAUAACAUUUUAGUCUUCGUUUUACUUGCAAAACACACUGCUGAAGCGUAUACGGAAAAAUGCGGAACACCCUCUAUAUACAGUUCAGUUCUGUUUUUAUUUCCUCUCGAAAUCAUUCCGCUGCUUCGAGGAUUCCAUUUUCCGUCUUAUUUAUCACAGUAAGGACCAGUUUUGACGAUAGUGCGACGACAAAGACAGAAAGGUCGAGCAUUUAUUGAUUAUCAAAUAUAUAUAUAUAUAUAUUUUUUUUUUACGUCGACACCGUUUCUUAGAUCUUUUCCUUUUUUAUUAUCCCGAAGGGACACGAUACGUUCAUCGGAAUACAGAAUUAUUGUUACAUUUGUAUGCACCGUUGUUGACGAUUUCUGUCCUCUCAGUCUUUGUCCACGUUCGCGCGUUGCUUUCGCAUUUGUUGCACACGGAACUGAUCGAAAGUUUCGGUGAAAAAUUGCUAUUUAUUGUACGACGAUAGUAUCUCGAAUAUUAUCGGGUUAGCGAAGAAACUUGGACUAGAAACAUCUACGGCGCCACACCGUUCAUUGUGAUUCAAAAGGAACAACGAUGUGCCUUAUAUACGUAGACCUUUAAUUAGGACAAUCUAACCGCGAGCUUGCGUCGCGAUUAAGACGGGGACCAGAUCGAUGAAAAAAAAAAAAUAAUUCACGAACUAACGUUAUCGUGUGUCGUUACGAUAGGACAGAAUUUUCAAUAAUUCUUUUUUAUAGAACUAUUUUUGAAAGUGAAUCUAGUUAAGAUAACGAAGAUUUGUAAUAAUGUUGUUGAACGCGAAUGUUUCGUUACGCUCGCCUGCUCGAUACGAUGCACGUAAGGAAAGUAACAAUCGUUAAAAACUUUAUUACCGCUCUUUAUCUAGUUAACAACAUUAACCAACAUUUACCUAAUAGCUGUUAAGUUUUAUCACGCGAGGUUCGCCCAUGUUAAAAUGCUUCUUCGGCUUUCUAUGAUCCUUUCAGUGCUGAACGACGCCGACCGUGCCUGAAAAUCUUCCGAGGGGCAUUGAUCGUGCAUUUUACGAAGUAUCAGAUAGUAUUUAAUAUGGUGAUUCGGGGAACGCGAGUCUUUCAAUCGUAUAUUGGGCCCAAAAAAUGUUUGGGAGCCCCUGCUACUAGUGCUGCCAGAAAAAAAAUGGCGGUAGAAGAAGAAGACGACUAGCAGUGGAAGACAACUAUUUUUUGGCUUAAUGUAUGUGCUGUAGGGAUCGACUGUUUUUAAUCCUUUGCACUUCAGGCAGUUUAAGACUAAAAUAUUCGAAUACUAUGAAUAAAAUCCAAGCACGAAGUUCACUUAAAAUUUGCAAAUUGCACUAUUUUUUAUAUUGUUUUUUAAUUUUAUAUUGUAAAAUAUAAAGGGGACACGAAUAAAAAUAUGAUAUAGCUUCAUACAGUUUUAAAUAUUCUAAAACAGAAUUUUACCAAGUAUUUUAUUAGUUUUAUACGUUUCUUAUACUUUACAAAGCUAAAUCACUUUCUAUUACAUCGUAAAAUAAUUACCUCUGCAAAGAACUUGAAUCGAACGUUUCUUGAACUCAGAUUACAUUACACUAUAUACGAGAAAGAAACAAAACGGUAUAGAGAAUUGUAUAAAAAUAAGGAAGUACUGUCGGAGUGCAAAGGGUUAAUUAGUAUGGUAUCUUGAGCUAUAAUACUCGAUAAUGAACUUGCUUAGACAGCAAAAGAAUUCGAUUUAAGAAAACGAACUUAGUAUAAGGAAUUUCAGAGUGGAAUUUACAAUUUAUAGAUAGACAAUCUUAAGAAACAAUAACAGAUUUUGCCUCUGUGGAUUAUUGUGGAAAAUGAACCAACUAUCAAAGAUGAAACUAUACAUUUAAUUUUGUAAUACUUUUACAAAAAUGUUCAGCCUGUAUACAUUGACGUAACUUUUAAAGUAUUGGGCACCUUACGAAAUGAAGAUCUAAUAAUCUUCAGCAGUGAAUUUUCAAGGCUGUCGAUUCUAUUUUUUAUCGAACAAUCGAAAAAGAUAACUAUUAAAAAUCUUUUUUUAAAUAUAGUCUGACUGUAUAAGUCUGACGAUUCUAAAGAACGAAAGAAAUAUAUUUGGUAUGGUACUAUUACCACACAUUCAAAUCACCUAACCGUAUUUACUAAUAAUUAUAUUUUCAAUUUCACUCAAUGCAAGCCAGCCGCAUUAUUGACUUGAACUUUUCGCUGUGCGAUUUACAGUUUAUUUUCUUCAUAAUUAUAAAUUUCCAGAGUUGGUAUCCCAACCAAAUUAGCGGAUACAAAAUUGUUUUUGAACCUUUAGAAACGUACCAUCACGAGGCUAGCGCAAAAAUGGGCAACAUUUUAAUUGUAGAAUAAAUAUUCUCAUCGUCAACAAAUAAAAAUUUGACCAUUUCAUCAAACAAUCGCGAAUAAAUUGCUAUACGUUGGUGUUAUUGGUUCCUAUUGUGCGAAUAAAAUGUUGUCCAUCUAUGGGCUAGCGAGGAAUAUCGACGACCUCGGGGUUAAAUCUCGUUCGAAAACGUAUUUUGAGUGGGUUAUAUCGUGAUUAUUUUGAACAAUGGACUUUGUUAAAUAAUAUGUGUAGUCGAACGGAACGCGUUUCUUAAAUUCUGCGCCGUUUUAUUUGUUUAAAUAUCGUGAUUCCCAUUUCUGCUUGCAUACGUGUUGAUCUAGGUCAGGCUGGCACCGAAUUCCUUUGGCAUACAAACAAUUAAACCGUGGACGUUUACGUGUUUUUAUUCGUUGAUUUUUCACGAAAACUCGCUUCGAACACCAGUUUCCACCGGUAUUGUGUCGUUAGCCCCGAGAGAGAAAAACGUAUUAUUAAUCGAAUAAACAGUCGAAUUCGACAGCGCCUUCGAGUCUUCGUCCGUCGAUCCUCGCAGAUUUUUAGGAGAUUCGUGAACGUACGCGCUCCGAAGAGCUCGAGUCCAGCUCGCUUUUCGUAUACGAGAAACUAAUUGGACUUUUUGACAGAAAAUCUCGUCGUUGCCACGACUGGAGAUUUUUCUACAACAAUCUGCCUGACGGUACAGCAGGUCACGUAUUACGUUUACGCGCUCGUCAGUUGUUUACCUCGCGCUCCAAAUCUAGUGUGUUUGAAAGGGGAAACUGUCGCUUAGCGCAGUAAUUUCUGGACUGUACUAAUUUGCUUUUGAUAAAUGCAAUCGGGCAGAUCAGGUUUUCCUUGAAUCUACGGGAUUGUCUCAGCAAUGCCACGAAUGGGGCACCAAAUGGAGAUUGUAAGGCUCCAAGACAGUAUGUCCAGUAAUGGGAGGAAAGUCUCAAGCAACUCCAACCAUCCUACGGUUACUACACAGUGAUAACACAGUGGUCCAACUGGCUCCAAGGCAGUAUGUACAGUAAUGAAUGAGAAAAGCCUCAAGCAACUCCAAACAUCCUAGAGGUGGAAGGAAGGCUCCUCGAAUCCUCAACUCCACCACUCGGUGCACUCUCGACUGACGCAACCGACAGAGUCCCAAGCUGGGUAGCUUUCGAAGGGACUCUAGACGAUCAACACCGAGCCUCUUGUGUCGCGGACGUGGCAACGACUGCAACGUUCCAUCACAAUCCUGCGUUCGCGGCGUGCUCUGUGACCUGCUGUACCGUCAGGCAGAUUGUUGCAGAAAAAUCUCCAGUCGUGGCAACGACGAAAUUUUCCGUCAAAAAGUCCAAUUGGUUUCUUGUGUACGAAAAGCGAGCUGGGCUCGAGCUCUUCGGAGCGCGUACGUUCACGAAUCUCCUAAAAAUCUGCGAGAAUCGACUGUUUAUUCGAUUAAUAAUACGUUUUCCUCUCUCAGUGCUGACGACACAAUACCGGUGGAAACUGCUGUUCGAAGCGAGCCUUCGUAAAAACACGUAAACGACCGCGGUUUGACUUUGACUGGCAUAUCACCUAUACACGGCUGACAGGAUCUUCCAUUGUGAAUUUUUGCAGAAAAUUGCACGAUUCUCGUCUGGCAGCGAACGUGUUAAUUGUCCGUACGAAGGAAUUCGGCAUCAACCUGACCUUCCGGAGUAUCACGUAUGCAAAUAGAAAUGGGAAUCACGGUCCGUGUUUCUUCCUCUCGCGAUAUUUAAACAUUAUUCGUACAGGAAACACAUGCACACACAGUACUGAAAGGAUUUGAUCGCUUCCUCGGAUAUGUUCUCGAACAAUCGCGGGAUUAUCGGCAAUAUGAGAUUGUUCUCCGCGAUGGUCUCGAUUUUCAUAGAUAGCUUUAUGCCUGAUGUCCAAUUAAUGUACAGAUAAUAUAGUGAUCGAGGAAACUCGUCGACGAUAAUGAGAAUAUCGUGUUACCAUUGCGGAGUAUCUGCGCCCUCUCGUUGUCCUCUGUUUUCUUUUGUCUCACGUUUCGAAAUUACCUGUCCGUUUUGAAAUUUUGGUUCCUCGGGGAACGUAUUUGCAUUGCAUUUACCUGAAUAGGAGAUUAGGAGAACGCUAUGCGAAGGAACUAAACGGCAAUGUUGUUACGUGCGCGUGGAACGUCGUUCGACUUCGUGAUACCGCGAGGAGAUAUAUUCAUAUUUUUGGAAACAUGUUAGCAAUUUCUUUUUUUUUUCUUUUUUGUAAUUAUUAGAACACCGAUAAGACGAUCUACGAUUAUAAUUGAGAAACAUACAGAAAUAUAUAUAUUAGUGUUGUUUAAAGCAGAUAAUAUUAUAUUAUGAUACGAAAUCAUAAACAAUGAAUAUGUUAUGUAAUCAUCGCCAGAUUAUUGCUUAUCUUCCUGUCUCUCCAUUGUCCUUAUAUUUUCCAGCUGUUCAACUUAACAACAGUGUGGAAAUUCACUAGUAAAAGAAACUAAUUGCGUCACUAUAAUACCAGUAUUUUAUUAUUAUACAAUGUGAUCUAAGAUUACAAGGCAGACGAAUUUUAGAGUAUAUAGUACUCAUAAAAAUAGAUUAAAAGUGUCCUAUUAUGCAAUUUGCACCCUUUCUCUAUAGGUCAUCGAGUAUUUUGUAUUAUGACAGAGAACUCUAAAAUAUUUACUAACCGCCAGUGGAAGAUACUUAGUAUUUGUAAACUUGUAAAUAAUAAUUCGUUUAGUAUGUUGUAAAAUAACAUACAAUUCGAUUUUUGAAUAUUUCUAUUUUUCACAUAAUUUUAACUGGCGUGAUAGUCAACGUAUUAACGAGCGAAUACACUACACUUUGUUUUCCUUCAACCGUAUCGAGUCGAAGAUUAUUAUUUAUAUUUGUACAAGAUUUCGAGAUUCAUUAGUACAAAUAUAUUUAUUAAAAAAAAAAAAAGACAGCUGCUCAUUCAGCGCCAGCGAUAAAUGAAUCGAAAGGAAGUUGCAACGAAAUAAAAAGUAUGUUUUUAGCGCAACGGAAACUGCAGCCGCUGUUAAAUGAAACGAAUCGACGUUCAGGUAUAAAAAAUGCACAUUUAUUGAGAGCGAUAUAAGUACAGUAGAAGGGUUACUCGUAUAAAACUGAAUUUGCGGCAAUUUAGCGCGCGUAUUAAAUUCUCGGCUGGAUUCGUAUUCGAAACAGACUUGGGCAAGAUCUUUAAUGAAAUGCACGAACGAAUGUUUUAUACGAACGCGAGACGUGAAAGUUGAGCGUAGGAGAAAACUCGUUGAUAUGUACGAAAAUUAUUUGUAACGAAAUCUUGCACGCUAAUAAUGCCCAACUCUGGUUUUCACCAGUAACGCAUGGAAAAUUGAAAAAAUUCAGCUAUUUAACAAUGCAGAAAACACGAAGUGUCGGUUUCAAUCUUAUCGUAUCAAUUUCCUAUAAAUUGUCGCGAUCGUUUUUCUUUACUUUACUCGCGUACCAUUCGCCUCACCCUUUCAACUGCCUAACCAUUUUCGUUGCAAGAUGAACAUCGUUUUCAUACUAUCAACAAUUGCUAAAAGAUCGGCAAUUCAUCUAAAAGUUCAAAUUUGUCUACCUAUAUAUGCUGAGAAACCGAAAUUACAAUCGAAUUUGCAACCAAAACAGAAAUCGCACUUAACGCGUUGACUGAUUAAUUGUAC
Molecule: messenger RNA, 9633 nt
Organism: Colletes gigas
Lineage: Eukaryota; Metazoa; Arthropoda; Insecta; Hymenoptera; Colletidae
Product: LIM and SH3 domain protein Lasp
Exons: 6
Coding region: 331-1293 (320 amino acids)
Cellular component (GO): focal adhesion
Molecular function (GO): actin filament binding
Source: RefSeq, a predicted model, not a curated record